Arachis stenosperma is the source of this 3138-nucleotide messenger RNA. Its product is annotated as receptor-like kinase TMK2. The record is from RefSeq and is a predicted model, not a curated record. Lineage: Eukaryota; Viridiplantae; Streptophyta; Magnoliopsida; Fabales; Fabaceae. Gene Ontology annotation, molecular function: ATP binding; protein kinase activity; protein binding. The transcript has 2 exons. Gene Ontology annotation, biological process: protein phosphorylation. Bases 49 to 3090 code for a protein of 1013 amino acids.
GACGUACUAGUGAAAGGUAAGAAGCAAUAAGUUGUUUGUUGAUCAUAGAUGGCAUACCUGAAAUCAAGAUGGAAAAAUGGGAUUAUUAGUAAUUUGUGUAUGGUUGUGGUGUGCAUCAUGGGUUGUGUGGAGUCCAACGAUGAUGAAGCUGCAUACAUGUUGAAGCUUAUGAAUGCACUCAAACCCCCUGGCUGGUCCAACACCACCCACACGUGCCUGUGGAUUGGCGUGACUUGCAACGAUCAAAGUGGAAGGAUUGAAGGGAUCCAUCUCUAUUCAAAGUCGCUGACGGGAACAGUUCCUGCAGGCCUCAACGAUUCCCUCUCCCAACUCACAUUCCUCGAUCUCUCCAACAAUAAUCUGAGUGGGCCUGUUCCCUCUCUCGCCAACCUCUCUUUCCUCCAAGUAGCGGACCUCGACAACAACAACUUCACAACCAUCCCUCAUGGUUGCUUCCAUGGUCUUACUACUUUGCAGUCCUUGAGCUUGAGUGGCAAUACCAACCUCGCACCAUGGAACUUUCCUACCGAUUUGACUGCUCACUCCUCACAACUCCAAUACCUCUUUCUCUCUUCUACAAAUCUCAUGGGCUCCUUACCACCAAACAUAUCCCAUUCCUUCCCAGUUAUGGAGAUUCUUUAUCUCUCUAACAACAACCUCUCCUCCAUCCCUGAGGAUUGCUUCCACAACCUAACCAGCUUGAAUGUGCUCAAUUUGGCCAACAACACCAACCUCCCACCAUGGACCUUCCCCCUCGAUUUGACUCAUUCCUCAUUCAAACUCUCCUACCUCAUACUCCAGGCUACAAAUCUCAUGGGAUCCCUACCAAACUUAUCUCAUAUUUUCCCCAACUUGAAAAGCGUUAUUCUCUCCAACAACAACCUUACCUCCAUCCCCCAAGGUUGCUUCCAGGGUCUACCUUCUUUGACGUGGCUGUGGUUGGAAAACAACACUAACCUUGCACCAUGGACCUUCCCCGACAUGAUUCAGUCCACAGAACUGAAAGAGCUCAAACUUGCUGCAACAAAUGUCAUGGGCCCUCUACCAGAAAUAUUUGACUCCUUGACAAGUUUGGAGACUGUUCUUCUUUCCAACAACAACCUCAGCGGUGUCUUGCCAGAGUCUUUCGGAGGGACCAAGAUUGCCACCUUGCAUCUCAAAAACCAGAAGGGUAACGGGUUUUCGGGUCCGAUUGAUGUCCUCUCAAACAUGCUCGACUUAUCUCAAGUCUGGCUCCAGGGAAACUCGUUUACAGGACCUAUUCCUAACAUGUCUCGUUGCACCUCCUUACAAGAUUUACAACUUGCCCACAAUCAAUUAACAGGUGUGGUCCCAGAUUCUCUCAUCGCUCUUCCAAACUUGGAAUAUCUUUAUUUGGGCUAUAACUUUUUGCAAGGUCCUCUACCAAAUCUUACCUUCAGUGGUUUUGAUAGUAUGGAGAAUCUUGGUGUUAACACCACAAAUGGCUUCUGUCACAAAGAUCCAGGACCUUGUGAUCACAAAGUGGCCAUUUUGCUUCAAAUUGCGGCGGAAUUGAAGUAUCCAAUUUUGUUGGCACGUACAUGGAGAGGAAAUAAUGCCUGUAAAAAUUGGAGUUUCAUUACAUGUGAUGACAGAAAUAAGAUCAGAAUGGUGAAUUUAUCAAAUCUAAAAUUGACGGGCACAAUCUCACCUGCAUUCACCAAUUUAACAGAUUUGCGGGAAUUGUAUUUGGAUGGGAAUAAUUUGACGGGUGAAAUACCUGAGGGAUUGACAACAUUGCCUGAACUUGAAGUUGUGAAUGUUUCUAACAACCACCUUGCUGGAAAUAUUCCCAAAUUCUCAGCAAAGGUCAACUUUAUUGCCACAGACAAUGAUUUUCCUAAUGCUUCCAACAAUAGAAUCUCAACUCCUUUGAUUACAGUUAUGUCGAUAACUAGUGCUGGAGUUAUUAUAAUACUUGUUUUGGUUAUUUAUAACCGCAAGAGGUGCCUUCAUUUAAUCCAUCGAGUUAUCUUCAAGACAACAUACAAUGACCACAACAUCGAGGAUUUUAUAAAAGGUUAUGAAUUUUUGGCACCAAAGCGAUCUAGUUAUUCCGAAGUGAAAAGAAUGACAAAUUCAUUUCGUGAUAAACUAGGACAAGGUGGAUAUGGCACUGUAUACAAAGCAAGUUUAACCGAUGGUCGUCAAGUUGCGGUAAAGAUAUUAAGUGAAUCUAAGGGAAGCGGAGAAGAAUUCAUAAAUGAAGUUGCUAGUAUUAGUAGGACAUCUCAUGUGAAUAUUGUCUCACUUUUAGGAUUUUGCUAUGAUCAAGGCAAAAGAGCACUCAUUUAUGAAUUCAUGCCUAAUGGUUCUCUGGAUAAAUACAUCUACAAAGCAAAAUCUUCCGAAGCUUUUUGUAGUUUGGAUUGGAGCGUUUUGUAUAACAUUGCAAUUGGCAUUGCUCAAGGGUUAGAAUACUUGCAUCAAGGAUGCACAACAAAAAUUUUGCAUCUUGAUAUAAAACCUGAAAACAUUCUUCUAGAUAAACAUUUUUGUCCAAAAAUCUCAGAUUUCGGAUUAGCUCGAAUAUGUCAAAAGAAAGAGAGUAAUGUAUCUAUUUUAGGCACAAGAGGAACUCCGGGUUACAUUGCACCAGAAAUCUUUAGUCGAGCAUAUGGUAGAAUUUCUGAUAAAUCUGAUGUAUAUAGUUAUGGUAUGUUGAUUCUUGAGAUGUUCGGAAAAAGAAAAAACUUCAACAAUAAAGAAUCACAUCGCAGUGAAAUGUAUUUUCCUGAUUGGAUAUAUGAAGAUCUUGAUCAAGGUAAUAAUAUUCUUGGUAGACACUCCGAUAUUUCAAAUGAAGAUAAUGAUAUGAUAAAGAAGAUUAUAUUAGUAAGUUUGUGGUGUAUUCAACCAAAUCCAGCACAUAGGCCAUCAAUGAGUAAAGUUGUGGAAAUGCUGCAUGGAGAACUUGAGUCCGUGCCAUUUCCUCCAAAGCCUGUGUUGUAUUCUCCUGAAAGGUCUCAGUUAGAAAUUUUAGAUACAUCUUCUAGUAGCAAGCAUGAGACAAUUUUAACAACUACAGAGGAGAGUAGUUCAAUACAUGAGAUCAAUAAAAAUGUCUGAUCUCAUGUUAAUAUGAUUGUAAAAUAUCUUGUACUUUUUGUAUUUGAG